Yarrowia lipolytica CLIB122 is the source of this 759-nucleotide messenger RNA. RefSeq lists its product as uncharacterized. Gene Ontology annotation, biological process: proteasomal protein catabolic process. The record is from RefSeq and is a predicted model, not a curated record. Gene Ontology annotation, cellular component: proteasome core complex; nucleus; proteasome core complex, alpha-subunit complex. Lineage: Eukaryota; Fungi; Ascomycota; Dipodascomycetes; Dipodascales.
AUGUCCUCAAUCGGAACAGGAUACGAUCUCUCUAACUCCGUCUUCUCCCCCGACGGUCGAAACUUCCAGGUGGAGUAUGCCAGCAAGGCCGUUGAGAACGGCUCCACCUCCAUUGCCAUCAAGUGCAAGGACGGCGUUGUUUUUGCGCUCGAAAAGAUUGUCACAUCUAAGCUGCUUGUUCCCGGCGCCAACCAGCGAAUCCAGACCGUCGACAAGCACAUUGGUGUUGUGUACUCUGGUCUGGUCCCCGACGGACGACACAUGGUCAGCAGAGGCCGAUCGGAAGCCUACAAUUGGCGAUCCACCUACAAGCAGGCCAUCCCCGUGGACUCCUUUGCCGACCGACUCGGCUCCUACACCCAGGCCUACACGCUGUACAACUCGGUGCGUCCAUUUGGCAUCGCCACCAUUCUUGGAGGAGUGGACGAGGACGGACCCCAUCUGUUCAUGAUCGAGCCCAGUGGGUCUUUCUGGGGCUACCACGGAGCCGCCGCUGGAAAGGGCCGACAGACCGCCAAGAACGAGCUGGAGAAGCUGGAUCUCCCCAACAUCAGCGCCCGAGACGCCGUCAAUGAGGCUGCCCGAAUCAUAUACCUGGCCCACGAGGACACCAAGGACAAGGAGUUUGAGCUGGAGAUCUCUUGGGUGUCGGCUUCUGAGACCGGAGGCAAGCACCAGCAUAUUAGCGCCGAGCAUCUUGCUGAAGCAAAGAAGUUUGCCGAGCAAGCAACGUCUGAUGAGGAUGAUAUGGAGGAGUAA